GAGGUGACCUUGGACCGCCUUCCCGGGUCAGAUGCAUUAGUUGGCGAGUAGGUCGAACUUUUACUUUGAAGGUAUGAAGCGGACCCAAGAGGAAAGGAAAACAACAGAGACGCUGUGACCAACAUGUCCGCCGGGUCGAUGCGUCUGAACCACAACACGAGUGCAGCCUGGCUGAGGUUCCUCCUCCGGAGUCAGCCCACCUGUAGACCCGCCCUGCAGGUCAGAGGGGUCAGCGCCGUCCAGCCAGGGACCUCUGCCCCCAACGAGGCCGCCGCCCGGGACCCCCACGCCCCCCCGCUGUUCUCCAGAUCCAGGACCGGUCUGUUCUUCCAGGCCCAGCCUCAGCUGAAGAACCCCUUUCUAGAAGACCCUCUGCUAGGCAGGUAUCUCAGGAGACACCUGCCCCCCCAGGUAAGGAUCAGACGAGUCGGGGAGGACGUCGCUGAAGCCGAGCCACAGCCGGACGGGUCCUACCGGCUCCACGGCUUCAAGUGGUUCACCUCCGCCACGGACGCCGACAUGACCCUCCCCCUGGGCCGGGUGGUGGGCCGCGAUGGAUCCACCCCCCCGGGCAGCCGGGGUGUGUCCCUGUUCUACGCUGAGGUCCGCCGGGACCCCCAGGGCCGGCUGGAGGGCAUCGAGGUCCAGCGGCUGAAGGACAAACUGGGGACCCGCCAGAUGCCCACUGCGGAGCUGCUGCUGGACGGCCUGCCAGCGCACCGGACAAGGGCAUGCAGGUGGAGGUGCGGGUGAACAUGGAGUGGUUCACGGGGAAGGUGGUGGCAGUGGAGGUGAACAAGAAGAGCGUCCGCUGGAAGGUCAAGUUCGACUACGUCCCGAGAUCCACGCCCAAAGACCGCUGGUGAGAUCCUGCUCCUGGUUCCUGCUCCUGUUGCUGGUCUGGCCCUCAGAGACACACCCACAGAGUUUUAGAGAACUACAGAAGAACACAGAGACGAUUAAAUACGCUUCAGUAGGCGUCCAGGCCACUAGAGGGCAUGAUGGGACCCAUAAAUAAGUCAAUCACUACAGAAACCAUCGUUCAUCAACAUAACCUGUGGAUGAAUGAUUACAUGUUAUACCUGUUAUGAUCACACCGUGUGUGUGUGUGUGUGUGUGUGUGUGUGUGAGACGUUUGUGUGUGUGUGUGUGUGUGUACUUGUGUGUGUGAAGAGGAUCCAGUCUGUGAUGAAACACUAAGUUUCUCUCCUUUAAAGGCAUCGUCCUGGAGCACCAGACCUGUACUGGGUUUUAUCAGUGUGUCUCUGUCUCCAGGUUGCUCUCUGGGGAACUCUUCUGUUUGCUCACCCUUUCAGUGCCCAAGUUCUACUCUCAGUCUGAUUUUUAAAGUCAUGAAAAAUGUUUUAUUAGGCGCUGCAUGUGUUUUCAGUCUUUUUGAAAACUCUUUACAUGAAAUAAUAAACCUGGUUCAUCGCCCACA
This is a messenger RNA of Gadus morhua (Atlantic cod), 1441 nucleotides long. RefSeq lists its product as uncharacterized. The coding region runs from base 124 to 753 and encodes 209 amino acids. The record is from RefSeq and is a predicted model, not a curated record. Gene Ontology annotation, molecular function: acyl-CoA dehydrogenase activity. NCBI's taxonomy places the organism in Eukaryota, Metazoa, Chordata, Actinopteri, Gadiformes, Gadidae. The transcript has 4 exons.